Messenger RNA from Rhodamnia argentea, 2418 nucleotides. RefSeq names its product acyl-CoA--sterol O-acyltransferase 1-like. The record is from RefSeq and is a predicted model, not a curated record. NCBI's taxonomy places the organism in Eukaryota, Viridiplantae, Streptophyta, Magnoliopsida, Myrtales, Myrtaceae. Gene Ontology annotation, biological process: lipid metabolic process. Bases 940 to 2037 code for a protein of 365 amino acids. The transcript has a single exon.
AAAUAGCCUUUUUCACUCUUGGAAAGGAGAUAGUUUGUGAUGAGGAGAGAAAACCGGUAUGACUCAUAUGAUGAAACGAUGCUGGAUGGACGGGAAUGAGUAUCUUAGCAUCUGUGUUUGUCUGUAACAAGAAAGAAUAUGAGAAUCCAAGAAUAUGUUCCUGGGAAGAAGUAUUGGGAGAGCCAAGAAAUGAAGGUACAAUCUGAAAGCAGUAAUUUUACUAGAAGAAACAAAGAGAGGGAAUGGCCAAAUGGCCGUGCCUGCCUUUACAGAAAAUGAUGACAAUUCCAUUCUUUUGUUCUGCUCAAAUCAAAUCUUGCUAUUGUAUUUGUACAACUGCAAUGUGCAAGGGCUAUCUCGGUUGAGUCUGUUCUGAAAUCUUGUCUGUCUAUAAAAACAGCCCAAAAUCUGCAACAGCUCAGUUCAGACUCAGAGUGGAUUAGUCUUCUGUCUUUCUAUGUCUGAUCUCAAAUUUCAGUAUUAGCAGCACGAAUUUUUUUUCUAAGGACUAUCAAGGGAGAAGAGAUUGUUAGUUUGGCCAUUCUCCACCGCGUCCUCGGCUAUAUUACAAAAGCAGACGCACAUGGCAUGCUCAAGGUUUCGUUGAUGCAACAUAGAAAAUUGCCAGUUCAUCGCAGGGAAAGCCAAGCACGAGGUCAUAAAAUUGAAUAAAAAUGCCGCUCAUUUCGGAUUCCUGAACAAAAAAAAUAAGGUACAUUUAAGCAGGCUCAGAUGGGGGGAAACAAUAAUUAAAAGCAGGGAAGCAGCUUCCGGCAUCUUGCUUAUUGGGAGACACAGCUUACCUUCUCUUGUCAACGUUUUGACUGUCAAAACUCGUGCAGAGCUAUAUCACCUUCGGCUGAUGCAGCGAAGAGAUCGAAAGACCGAAUAGCAGAAAAUUAAGGAACAGGGGAAGACAGAGAGAGAAAGAGAGACAAGAUGGAAGGAGAGAUGUGCAACUUCUCCAAGGUAUGCAUCACAGCUUUGAUGUCUCUGUGCUAUUGCUACAUAGUGGGCAGGAUCAUCCCAAAAGGGGCCACAAGAUUCUUGGCGAUACUACCUGUUGUGGCUCUCUUCCUGUAUCUUCCUCUCAAUCUCUCUGCUGUGAAUCUUAUAGGCCAAACUAGCUUCAUCCUUUCAUGGCUUGGCAACUCCAAGCUCCUCCUCUUCGCCUUCGGCAAAGGGCCUUUAUCUUCAGAUCCUCCCAUCUCUCUUCCACGCUUCUUGGCCAUCGCUUGCCUACCCAUCAAGAUCCAGAAGCACUCGCCCAAAGAAUCCCCAGAGAGGACACACAACACCAAAGAUCACACACACCCCCCUCAGAAUCCUGAAAACAUUAGACCUGAAAGUAUCUUGCUGCUCAACUAUCCCACAAAAGCUUUGCUUUUUGUGAUGCUAUUACGUUUAUAUGACUAUGGCGACCAUUUCCAUCCAAACCUGAUCUUGUUAGUCUAUUGCUGCCACCUAUACCUUGCCCUUGAUCUGAUCUUAUCCUCCAUACAAGCGGCAGCUCGAGCAGGCUUCGGAAUGGAGCUGGAGCCGCAGUUCCGUGAUCCGUACCUCUCGUCUUCACUUCAAGACUUCUGGGGGAAGCGGUGGAACCUCAUGGUCACCAACAUCCUGCGAUUGACUGUAUACGAACCGAUCCACAGAGCUGCGUUGGCGGCUGUCGGUCGUAAGUGGGCGGCGGCGCCGGCUGUGAUGGCUGCCUUCCUGGUGUCGGGGCUCAUGCAUGAGCUGAUGUUUUUCCACCUGGGGCGGGUGAAGCCCACUUGGGAGGUCAUGUCAUUUUUCAUGCUCCACGGGGCGUGUCUGGUGAUCGAGGUGGUGGUGAAAAGGAAGUGCGGCGCGAAGUGGCAGUUGCCGAGGGCUUUGACGGGUCUGGCGACAGUGACAUUCGUGAUGGUGACCGGAUCUUGGCUGUUUUUCCCGCAACUCCUGAGGGAUGGUGUUGUCAAGAAGGCAGUGGAAGAGUAUGAGGCUGUAGGCGCGCUCAUUAAGGACGUCUGUCGUGCUGUGGUGUCUCAGAUCCAGUGAACGUGUUAAUACAGAAUGUCAUGACUCUAACUAAUGAGAGAGUUGGGAUUGGGAAUAUUACCAAGGAGACAUUCAUUGCCUGUAUUUGAUGGGAGAAAAUGGGCGGUAAUUAUUCGGAAUAAGGUCUCCCUCAUUUCUUAAUGCGAGUUUCGGCAUCGGUUUUCCUCUUUGUUCUGUCAUUCACAUCUCUGUUUUGGGCAAUACAAGAUGAUCUUCAUCGUUCUCUUCUUCUUUUCUUCGUCCUCCAAAAGCGGUUGAGGACGUGAUCCGGUCGUAGAUCUUGAGGUGUACAAAAGUUUUCAUUUUUAAUGCAUUGUGCUACUGCCAGAAGCCCAGGAGUUGCUAAUUGAUUUGCAUCCAUGGGAACUAGGGAUUGUUUCU